This is a messenger RNA of Sorghum bicolor (sorghum), 1830 nucleotides long. Its product is annotated as protein JINGUBANG. The transcript has a single exon. Lineage: Eukaryota; Viridiplantae; Streptophyta; Magnoliopsida; Poales; Poaceae. Gene Ontology annotation, molecular function: protein binding. The coding region runs from base 381 to 1691 and encodes 436 amino acids. The record is from RefSeq and is a predicted model, not a curated record.
ACGAACAGAACUAUCCACGGAAGGAACAAGGAAGCUUAUGAUUUUACUUUUUGACCGGAGGUAGCUAAAUUCUCGUUAUCUGAUACAGACACUUUACCAAUGCGAGAUUUUGCUGUCACGAUCUGGAUCACUCUCGUCUGUCCUAUCUCCCUUUAAGCGCGGCAAGCUGGUGUGCCAUUUGGAUUUGGUUGCUGUGCUGCCGCCGAUAGAUGGGGCCGUCGGGCCAUGUUCUUCUUCAGGUCCAACCGUCCAAGUUGCAGGUGUGCGAAUAAAGGAAAUCUUAUGCAGCUUUCUGGAUCAGAGCCACUACGAUACUGCGCAUACAAUACAAUGAAACAAAGCCGCUGCCUUUUUGGCUCAUUAGAUUCUUCAUCAGUUCCAUGAAUUCCGCCAGUGAGCAAGAGCUGAGCCAAAUCCGGCAGCACGAGCCUGCAGAAGCUAUGCUCUCUCAGGCCGUGUCGCUCUCGUCGCAACCAAGCCUUCCUUCCCUGCCAUCGUUAGGUCCCCGCGACCUAAACGUCAGCCCUUGCCACCACCGGUGCGUCGCCACCCUCAGAGACCACGCCUCCUACGUCUCGGCCCUCGCCUUCGACGGCCACUCGCUGUACAGCGCCUCGUCGGACGGCCGCAUCAGGGUGUGCCCAUUGGGCGACGCGAGCGGGAGGCAGGAACAGCAACGGGACGACGACGACGGUUGCAGGGCUACGGUGGUCGUUGCGGCGUGCGACAGCUCCGUGAAGUGUCUUCUCGCCACGGGCAGCAACGGUCUCCUCCUCAGCUCCCACCAAGACGGCAAGAUCAUGGCGUGGCGGACCGGAAGCAGGAAGGAUGGGACCCCGCGCCUCGUUCUGCGCGCCGUCCUGCCGACCUGCGUGGACCGGCUGCUGACGUUCCUGCUCCCGUGGAGCUACGUGCAGGUCCGGCGGCACCGGUGGCGCACCUGGGUGCACCACGUGGACGCGGUCACCGCGCUCGCGGUGUCCCCGGACGGCGCGCUCCUGUACUCGGCGUCAUGGGACCGGAGCGUCAAGGUGUGGCGGCUACCGGGGUUCCGAUGCGUGGAGUCCAUCGCGGCCGCGCACGACGACGCCAUCAACGCGCUGGAGGUGUCGCCCGACGGGCACGUGUACACCGGCUCCGCCGACAAGAAGAUCAAGGCGUGGAGGCGCCACCCGGAGCGGAGGAACAAGCACGUGCUCGUGCAGACGAUGGAGCGCCACAGGUCGGCGGUGAACGCGCUCGCUCUAGGAGCCGACGGGAAGGUGCUCUACUCCGGCGCGUGCGACCGGUCGGUGGUGGUGUGGGAGCGGGCCGACGGCGGCGCCGGGCGCAUGGAGGCCACUGGCACGCUCAGAGGACACGCCAAGGCGAUCCUGUGCCUGGCGGCGGCCGGGGACGUGGUGUGCAGCGGCUCCGCGGACAGGACGGUGAGGGUGUGGAGGAGGGGAGCGGAGAAUAAUACGGGGUACACUCGCCUGGCCGUCCUGGAAGGCCACGGCGCGCCUGUGAAGAGCCUAGCUUUGGUGUACGGACGUGACCGCGGCUUGUUCAGCGGUUGGGGCGAUCCAGAAGAGGGAUCGUCCGGUGGUGGUGGUGGCGCCGGCGCCGGCGGCCAUUGUGCUAUUGUUUGCAGUGGCGCGUUGGACGGCGAGGUGAAGAUUUGGAGCGUAUUGUUUCCGGUUCUCUUGUAGACAGUAUACUGCUGCAUGAGCAUGAAUCAUGAUGCUGAAUGCCUGCGUUUUUGGACAUUUAGAUUAGCGUUAUGGGAUUUGCUACCCUUGUUCUUUGGGAAAAAAAAAGACAUCUAUUUUAAAACAUUGAGUUCCAUAA